Molecule: messenger RNA, 1826 nt
Organism: Gopherus evgoodei (Goodes thornscrub tortoise)
Lineage: Eukaryota; Metazoa; Chordata; Testudines; Testudinidae
Product: major histocompatibility complex class I-related gene protein-like
Exons: 8
Coding region: 60-1115 (351 amino acids)
Biological process (GO): immune response
Cellular component (GO): external side of plasma membrane
Source: RefSeq, a predicted model, not a curated record
GGCUCCCAGGGCCGGCAGCAGCGCGCCCCACAGCACAGCGGGAUCGCGACCCACACGGCAUGGGGGGCCCAGGCAGCCUCCUCCUUCUCCCCAUCCUCCUGCUGGGGGGCGCUGAGUCACGGUCGCACUCCCUGCAAUACUUCCUGACGGCCGUCUCGGAGUCCGGCCCAGGGGUGCCCGAGUUCACCGUGGCUGGCUACGUGGACGGGCAGCGCUUCGUGGAGUACGACAGCGAGACCCAGCAGAUGCAGGCCCGGGCACCCUGGAUGCAGGAGACCGAGCCUGAGGUCUGGGAGCGGGAGAACCGCGUCCACAAGGUGCGUCAGGCCUGCUUCCGGGGCAAGGUGCGGAGCCACAUGCACCUCUACAACCAGAGCAGGGGCUUCCACAUCUUCCAGUACGCCUAUGGCUGCGAGAUCCGGGCGGACGGCAGCACCGGGGGCUUCCGGCGCUUUGGCUACGACGGGGGCGACUUCCUGAUCUACGACGCCGCCCGGCACCGCUGGGAGGCUCCCGCCCGGGAGGCCGAGGCCACCCAGCGCCGGUGGAACGGGGACCCGGUCGCCCUGCAGUACUAUCGCCACUUCCUGGAGCGGGAGUGUGUCGAGGCCCUGCGCCGCUACCUGCAGCUCGGGCGGGGGGCUCUGGCCAGGCGGGAGCGCCCGGCCGUGCGGGUCACCGGCAGAGACGCCCCUGACGGCCCCACCACCCUCUGCUGCCGGGCCCACGGCUUUUACCCCCGGGACAUUGCCCUGAGCUGGCUGCGAAAGGGGGAGAGCAGAGAGCAGGAGACGUGGCGAGGGGGGAUCCUGCCCAACGGGGACGGGACCUACCACGCCUGGGCCACGGUGGAGCUCGACCCCCGGGAGAGAGGCCUGUACCGCUGCCAUGUGGAGCACGAGAGCCUGGCCCAGCCGCUCGUCGCCGUGUGGGAGUCGCCGUCCGAGUCGCUGCUGGUCCCGGUGGUGGCGGGCGUGAUCCUGGCCCUGGGGGCGGUCGCCGUGCUGGUCGGCCUGGCCUGGAGGAGGAGGCAGUCAGGGCCCAAGGCGGAUCUGUACUCGCCGGCGCCGGCCAGCGAGCAUGGAUCGGACAGCUCCAUCACCGCUCUAACGUAGCCGGUUGGAGCCGGAGGAGACUCCAGACUGUGAAGACGGACUGACCCAGGGGCUCCAGUCCCCCUGCCCCUCCUCAGUGUUAUCUCCCUGUUACUCCUUGCAUAGGGCCUCGGAGCUGUGCCUGGUGAACAGCCCCACGUCUCCUGAACCUCCCGCCUCCCUGGGACCCACUGCCGGGGGGUCGCCUGCCCCGUGCUCUGCAUGUCGGCCACGGGACGCGAACUGGGGAGCUCGGAUGGGCACGGCCGGCCCCAUUUGCUGUCUGGUUUAUUUAGAGUGUGAGCCCCUUGGGGCAGGGACUGCGGCCUCCUUAUCUCUGGGGUGCAUGGAGCCCCAUCCCAGCACCCACUGGAGAAGGGGGGAAGGGCCGGUCACGUGGGAAACCGUAAUUUUUGGCCUAAAACCGAACACUUCUGCCUGAAAACCACCAAAUUCCAUGUGGCGAAGCUACCGCAGUUGCCCAUGGGAGCUGGAGUUUGGGUGCCCCGUGCUCCCACUCUCUGUAGGCUCCCUCAGAGCAUCAUGGGAGUCCCUGUUGGUGGGAGCAGUGCAGUCUGGGAGCCAGGACUCCUGGGUCCUAUUCCCAGCUCUGCUGCUGGCUCGCUGUGAGGCCCUGAGUGAUUCCCCUCCCCGCUCUGUGCCUCAGUUUCCCUCUCUUGAAAACAGGGAGAAUACUUCCUGUCCUGCCGGGGGGGGGGGGGGGGGGGCUUG